AUGGGAGACGCAGGCGGUCUACUUGACGAGAUCACACACCCGGCACUGCUAAUUCCUGGGCCGGUGGAUUUCGAUAAGGCCGUGUUGAAAGCCAUGAGCAGUGAUGCUGAAUUUCACCUCGGGACGUCCUUCGUCAACGUCUUCGGCGAGGUCUUGUCGAUGCUUCGACGCUUUUUUCAGACCACCAACCCAGAGUCACAACCCUUCGUGCUGUCCGGCAGUGGCACGCUGGGCUGGGACCUUGUGGCCGCGAACCUCGUCGAGGCCGGUGAGCAUGUGCUCAUACUUCAUACCGGGUACUUUGCAGACUGCUUCAAGGAGUGUUGUGACAACUACGAGAUUAAUGUCACAGAGAUCAAGGCUCCAAUAGGACAUCGGCCCCAGCUGGACGAGAUCGAGGCUGCACUUUGGGAGAGACCGUACAAGAUCAUCCAGCUCACACACGUGGACACCUCAACCGGAGUCCGUAUACCUCUUCAGCCAUUGGUUCAACUGGUUCGCCGCGUGUUUCCCAGCACUCUCGUCGUCGUAGAUGGCGUGUGCUCUGUCGGCUGCGAAGAGAUCGCGUUCGACGACUGGGAUCUCGAUGUCGUGAUGAGUGCAACCCAAAAGGCAGUCGGAUGCCCCGCCGGCCUAUCAAUCAUGAUGUGUUCGUCACGCGCCAUGAAGGUCUUUGACUCACGGCGGUCCAAGCCGCCGUCGUAUUAUGCGAAUCUCGCCAAAUGGCUACCGGUGAUGCGGACAUAUGAGGCCAGGAGACUCGGCUACUUCGCUACCGAACGCUUUAACCAACACGCGCAGGCCUCGGCCAAAGUCAAACAGGCUGUGGGCGAGAUGGGCCUGCAGCAGAUAGCGCAAGAUCCCGAGGAUCAGGCCCACGCACUCACCGCCAUGUACCUUCCUGAGGGUCUUGCACCGAUAGACAUACUCCCAAGACUCUUGCAACGAGGCGUAAUACUCGCAGGCGGUCUGCACAAGGAUCUCCUCACCAGAUGCAUUCGUUUCGGCCACAUGGGCGUUUGUGUGACUCACGAGCAGCGCGACGACAUCGAUCGAGGGAUCGCGGCUCUGAGAGUGGUGCUCGAUGAAGUGAUGCGUGAGAAGGGACAAGUUGGUGCUCACUCUUCAUGA
Molecule: messenger RNA, 1131 nt
Organism: Zasmidium cellare ATCC 36951
Lineage: Eukaryota; Fungi; Ascomycota; Dothideomycetes; Mycosphaerellales; Mycosphaerellaceae
Exons: 3
Coding region: 1-1131 (376 amino acids)
Cellular component (GO): peroxisome
Molecular function (GO): L-alanine:glyoxylate transaminase activity; L-serine:pyruvate transaminase activity
Source: RefSeq, a predicted model, not a curated record